AUGGUUCGCAGCAGCCGAAUUGCUGGCAUUAUCUCCUUAUUCGCGGUCGGUGCUUCCGCCGUCGCCAUCAAACGUCAAGACACCUCGAAAUGGACUGCUACCAAGUACCAAUGGGGCUGCUCUCCUGGAGGCUGCAGCGCAACAUUCAAUCUCGAAGGUCCCAAGAACUACCCACUCGGCGCACCAGCUUUUAGUGUUGUAUGCAGUCCUGUCUACAUUCAACAGGACUGGGUCGAGUGCAAAAACCCCGAUGGCAGCGAUAUGGGCGCCUCGUCAAAGGUCUAUUCCGUCUGGCAAGCCGGCCCCGACGAACAGGAACAGUACAUCAGCAUUGCACACAUCUACAACAACGGCUCCUGGUACGAGGCACGGUCCGGGCCCAACGGGCUUCUUCCGGAGAAAGGCGCGACCAUAUUCUUCGUUGUCAACAGUGUCGUCCCUGCGGCAGACAACCACCUUCCUCCCCCCACCAAAACUGCAUCGCCUACCCUCGGGGUUCAUCUGGGCGAGAACGGCGAACCUGCUUCCACUAACCAGGGUGAUAAGGCCUGA
This is a messenger RNA of Colletotrichum truncatum, 552 nucleotides long. Lineage: Eukaryota; Fungi; Ascomycota; Sordariomycetes; Glomerellales; Glomerellaceae. The record is from RefSeq and is a predicted model, not a curated record.